Messenger RNA from Silurus meridionalis, 2660 nucleotides. RefSeq names its product 4-galactosyl-N-acetylglucosaminide 3-alpha-L-fucosyltransferase 9-like. Gene Ontology annotation, cellular component: membrane. The transcript is spliced from 3 exons. Lineage: Eukaryota; Metazoa; Chordata; Actinopteri; Siluriformes; Siluridae. Bases 904 to 2094 code for a protein of 396 amino acids. The record is from RefSeq and is a predicted model, not a curated record. Gene Ontology annotation, molecular function: alpha-(1->3)-fucosyltransferase activity.
UGAUGAUCCGCUUGUCGGACGGCGUAGUUUUGUUUGAAUCUUUUAAAUGACGUCUGGAGGAAAUAAAAAUCUGCGUUGAAACACGAGAAAGUGAUCCGUAACAGACUCCGGACGGAAUCUUUUUUAUCUCAAAGUUAAAGAAAAAGAUUACAGAAGAAAAAAGAUUAUUCAUUUACCGACCAACAGCGAGGUCCAGACCACAGCGUCCUCAUCAGGGAGGUCCAGACCACAGCGUCCUCAUCAGGGAGGUCCGGACCACAGCGCCCUCAUCAGGGAAGUCCAGACCACAGCGCCCUCAUCAGCGAGGUCCAGACCACAGCGUCCUCAUCAGGGAGGUCCAGACCACAGCGCCCUCAUCAGGGAAGUCCGGACCACAGCGCCCUUUAUCAGGGAGGUCCAGACCACAGCGCCCUCAUCAGCGAGGUCCAGACCACAGCGCCCUCAUCAGGGAGGUCCAGACCACAGCGUCCUCAUCAGGGAGGUCCGGACCACAGCGUCCUCAUCAGGGAGGUCCGGACCACAGCGCCCUCAUCAGGGAGGUCCGGACCACAGCGCCCUCAUCAGGGAAGUCCGGACCACAGCGCCCUUUAUCAGGGAGGUCCAGACCACAGCGCCCUCAUCAGCGAGGUCCAGACCACAGCGCCCUCAUCAGCGAGGUCCAGACCACAGCGCCCUCAUCAGCGGGGUCCAGACCACAUCGCCCUUAUCAGGGAGGUCCAGACCACAGCGCCCUCAUCAGCGAGGUCCAGACCACAUCGCCCUUAUCAGGGAGGUCCAGACCACAGCGCCCUUAUCAGGGAGGUCCAGACCACAGCGCCCUCAUCAGGCGGCGUUUGGGAUCCCUCUGUUCUGCAUAUAUAACCGAAGCCAUCGAAGCCAUCUACCUUCUCCAAAAGGUGAAAGAUGACAUCCACACCAUCACUAGGACGUUAUCAGUAUCUCCUACUGGUUCUCUUUCUUCUUGUUUGUUUUGGAGGAGUGUUCUACACUUACAUGCCGACAAUUAACUGGAGGCAGUGUUCUGCUGUCACAUUCUUCAGCUAUGACGUCUGCUUAGAUAAAUGUCUCGAUGUUUUCAAAGAGAAACAUCUCUUAAACUCAUCCAUCAUCAGCACUAUUAACUACACUGUGGUAAAGCAGCAACCACCGAUCACAACACAACCGGUCAUGGAAGAAAAUCAGGAAACUCAUGACCGUAACACCAUCAUAUUAAUGUGGCCAUGGCCUUUCGGGUAUACGUUUCAGGGAGAAUCCUGUAGUGUAAAGUUCGGUAUUGAAGGUUGUCACUUUACAGGUGAUAGAAACCAACAUGACAAAGUCCAUGGUAUUAUGUUUCAUCACAGAGAAAUCAGUGGUGAUUUACAGACCCUAACAACCAUGGCACGAUCUCCACACCAGAGAUGGGUGUGGAUGAACAUGGAGUCUCCUGAGAAUUCAGGAAGAUGGGGCGAGUUGGACAAUUUAUUCAACAUAACAUCAAAUUAUCGAAGAGAUUCAGAUAUCUGGGUACCUUACGGGAGACUCAGAAAGGCCACUGAGCAGGAGAAAAACUUUCAAAUUCCACCAAAGGACAAAACUGUCUGCUGGAUCGUCAGCAACUGGAACCCCAACUUUAGACGAGUGAAAUAUUUUGAUGAACUGACCAAACACAUUAAAGUAGAAGCUUAUGGUAGACACUUUAACAGGUUUGUCAGUGAUGAAGACUAUAAAGCGACCAUGUCCAGCUGUAAAUUCUACUUAUCAUUCGAGAACUCCAACCACAAGGACUACAUCACGGAAAAGCUGUUCAAUGCUCUGACCCUCGGCGCGGUUCCUGUGGUUAUCGGUCCACCAAGGGACAACUAUGAGGAGUUCAUUCCAGCAGAUUCUUUCAUCCAUGUGGAUGAUUUCAAAACCCCUCAAGAAUUGGCAGAAUAUCUCACAUUAUUGGACCAGAACCAGACGUUGUAUGAACAGUACUUCAACUGGAGAAAAGAAUUCACUGCUGAAGGUUCAUAUUUUGGUCUAGAACACGCAUGUCGAAUUUGUCAAUAUAUAAGAAGCUAUACGGGCUACAGAGUGGUUACAAGUCUCAGUAAAUGGUACUGGGGUUAGCGUAGCUAUUGUGUGUAGAUGCUUGAAUUGGAAACCCUACACUAAACAUGGCCAAUGUCAAGGCUGUGGAUGUUCUGUCAUGGUGACAGAAGAUCAUUCAUGUAGCACUUUUCUAAGCCUCUUUUUGUAACUGAAACACAAAAGAAAUGUCUGUAAUGCUGUGAAGAUGUGAUGUGUCUGGUUCUCUGUGAAACGGUAUGAAAGGACUUUUAUAACUUUUACUAAAAAGACUUCUUACCAUGAUGCUAUGAUGCUAUGAUUAUGCUUGCAGAAUCUUAUAAAGUUAAAGUACUGAUACAAAGUGAGUUUGAUCAGUGACUCAGAGAACCAAAGUUCUGCUAAAUUUAGAUGGAGGCUCUGUAUUAGUACUAAGCAGAAGGUUGGCACUGCCACGCUGCCCCUUAUGGACCCUUGAAUAAGUUGAAUUCUUUGUUCUCGCCUCCAGGAGCAUUGAAUCCUGACUGAAUCUGUCGUUUAAGCCUAAUUACUUAAUAAACUCUGAUAGUAUGAUUUUAAAAAUGUCAAUGGACUGAAAUGUAUAUGUGAGGAAUAAAGUUUAAAUCAAA